CCCCACCCCCCACCCCCCGGAGCGAAAAGAAAAAUAACAAUCCGAGCGUAGCGAAACCCUAGGCAGCGCAGCAGAGGAACCGAUCCCCGGCGAUGGCGGCGGCGAUGGAGGAGCUGACCCGCAGCGGGUUGGCGGGGAUGGAUUUCUCCAUCUUCCGCGGGGAGUCCGAGGGCGAGCGGGGUGCCGGGGGGAACCAUGAGUGUAUCAACAUCAGGCCUCCAUCCCCAUCCCCAUGCGCCAACGAGGAGCAGCCGCCGCCGGAGAAGAUGGAGCAGGAGGAGGAGGAGGGGGAGGGGGAGAAGGAGGAGUGGGUCUACAGGGAGGAGGAUCGGAUCACCAGGUACCGCGGGCUGUGGGAGAGCCGCUUCGCCGGCAAAUACGGCUCCUUCGACGACCAGACAACUCUUGGUCCCAUGCGCUUUACAUUCGGACCCAUCCCGAGCUACGCCAGACCUCAUUGUACCAUCCAGAUCUUCGGCAUCCGGGUGGCCAACCUGGAAGACGGUCUCCAGUGGCCGCUGCAUGUCCACGGCUUUGUCGCCGCGAGGGACACCUCGGAUCACAAUCGCAACUUCCUCUUCAACCGCACCAGUGAUAACUGCCAGGUCCUCACCCAACAGGAUCCAUACCUACUGCUGACAGGCCCGUCGCGCGCGAUCGUGAUCAUUGACCCGAUCACGAUUGAGUUCCAGCUGAAGGUGAAGAGCAAGACGGACCCCGAAGAGGUCGAGAUGCUGGCCUUCGGGAUCUUCAACUACCCCCAGACCUACCUUGCCACACAUGUGAUCCGCUCUGGUAUCCUCUGCGACCGGUGCACGAUCCAGCUUGCCUACGCGCCGCUGGACCCCUCGGUCGAGGCGACCGUCAUCCAUGUCCGGAUCAUCGACGGUGUGUGGCCAGAGGGUCUCCGUGGGCGCGUCGUCGCCGAGGUCACAACCGUGCGGGAAGGAGAGGUGCUGCUGCUCGACUCCCGGGACGGGAAGAUGCCGAUCAGCCCUUCAACCGGCGCGGUCGAGCUCUCGAGGCACGUCGUGUCGGUGGACCUCGAGGGGGGGAAGCUGGUUGUCUCCGUGGUGGCAUCCCCUCAGACCGCUGGCAAAGAAGACGGUGAUGAUGGUGGUGGCGCUGCCGUCGUUGUUGCGCGAGGCGAGGCCGUGUUCACGCCAGAGAGGGCCGGCACGAGCAAUGGCACCUGCGAUCUUGGCUUCUGCAAGGUGGAGGUUGCUGUUGCAUGGUCCCUUGUUUCGAGCUUGUGGAAUGAGUGGCGCGCCCUCGCGAAACUCGCGAAGGAGAGGGCAUGAAUGAGUGUUCUUUGUGUUCCUGUGUAGUGAUCAGCUCAGGCGAGCACUGGAACCGAGGUUCUUCCAUGUCUGUCCGCCUCUUUUUUUCACUUGUCUUUGUUCAGUUAUAAGUAAGUUUUGUGUUGAUCUACUUU
Triticum dicoccoides is the source of this 1435-nucleotide messenger RNA. RefSeq lists its product as uncharacterized. NCBI's taxonomy places the organism in Eukaryota, Viridiplantae, Streptophyta, Magnoliopsida, Poales, Poaceae. The record is from RefSeq and is a predicted model, not a curated record. The transcript is spliced from 3 exons. Bases 93 to 1301 code for a protein of 402 amino acids.